Clonostachys rhizophaga is the source of this 981-nucleotide messenger RNA. The record is from the annotation of a GenBank genome assembly. Lineage: Eukaryota; Fungi; Ascomycota; Sordariomycetes; Hypocreales; Bionectriaceae.
AUGAAAGUUUACGCAGCUGGCUUCAACGCAUGGAACCAGCUGGAACUCGAAAGGGAACCCAGUACAGCGGAGCCAGAAGACAUUUACACAUUUAAAGAGAUUAUUGAAGGGAAUGUCAUCGAAACUCCGGUGAGCCGGUUAACAUACACAAUUGUACGAAUUGAUGGCCGUUUUGUUGUAGCCGGACACGGGUUGCCCAACACUGCAGAAGAUAUUGGACUCGUCUACACCACGGCGGUCAACAGUAUAGGCGAGAUCCUUAGGGCCGAGCCAAGUCAUAAUAAUGACAAGGAAGAUCACACCGAGAGCUUCAGGUUUAGCCUUGUCAAGUACCGGUCCCUGGAGGCCUGUAAGGCUCACGACCCUGUCCAGUCUUGGCCAUGCCGGCAGCCUGUGAAGCAAGUAGCUGCAUUUGAUGUCGGAUUUGUCAUUCUAUACGCCGAUGGCUCGGUUGCAACACUUGGAGACCCACGAUAUGAAGAUUGUCUAGGCCGCGAGGUGGAUGACGAAAAUCCCGCUGACGCACCUUGCGGUGUUUCUGAACUGAAUGAUCUCGGCGAGCCAGUCCGGAAGGUUGCAGCUGGUGGGUACAUGGUGACUGCAUUAAGCACCUCCGGAGGACUAUAUGUCUGGGGUAUGGCAUCUGUCGGAGACCAAAACCAGUCCCGAGCCAUCCCUGACAUAUGUGGUAUCCCAAACUACGUUGAAGUGGAUGGUGACGCCGACAUCGAAGAUGUUGCCGUUGGCACAUCUCACGUAAUUAUAUUGACAGGUGAUGCAAGAUUAUUUGUCAUAGGCGACAAUAGGAAUGGGCAACUUGGUUUAGGCAUGGAUGACGCAGCUUGCGUACAGUCGUGGACGAGACUUCACUUUAGUUCCCCUGACCUCUAUUCUCCAGUCGGCGUGGCUGCUGGGCCAAGAUCAUCCUUCGUCGUAAUGAGCGAUCAAAGCAGGCGGGAGAGCUUGCCACAAGAAAAAUGA